CGACUCUCUACCGUCCGUUUGGCGCCCGUUUGGCUCGGGGGAUUGAGGACUUCUUUUAGGGCCGCCCCCGCUCCCGCUCCCGCUCCUGCUCGUGCCCGCCCGUGCGACUUGCGUCGGAUAUGUCGACCGACGUGGAGCAGCAGCAGAGGCCGGAGUCGGCCGGCGACGAGGACGACGACCGGCCGGCUCUGAGCGCGCGAGCUCUGGAAGCCCUGCGGGAGUUCCUCAGCGAGCAGAGCGCGGCCCAAUCAUUUGCCGGCGGCGAGGCGGAGGAGGAGGAGGAGGAGGAGGAGGUGAGGCUGGUGGCGGAGGACUGGAGGCUGAGCCAGUUCUGGUACGACAGGGUCACGGCGGAGACGUUGGCGGAGGAGAUCCGGCGCAUCUGCGAUUCCGACCCUUCGUCUCCCUCUUCCGUCGCCUGCAUCGCCUGCCCCACCCUCUACGUCUAUCUCAAGAAAUUAAACCCUGAUAUCUCAGCAAACUUGCUUGAGUAUGAUAAACGUUUCGAGCAAUAUGGCGAUGAUUUUGUAUAUUACGACUACAAUCAGCCUGAAGAGUUGCCAGCGGUAUUAAAGCAUGCCUGCAACAUCAUUGUCGUCGACCCUCCAUAUCUGAGCAAGGAAUGCUUGGAGAAAGUGGCCCAGACCGUCUCUUUCUUAGCCCGCCCACAAGGUCCAUUCUUACUGUUAUUGACGGGAGAGGUGCAGAAGGAUAGAGCUCUAGAGCUUCUAAAUGUGAAGCCGUGCAGCUUCAGGCCCCAACACGCAAACAAGCUAGGAAAUGAGUUCCGGCUGUUCACUAACUAUGAUCCUGCAGAGAGACUGGGUGGUUGGGAGCGCAAUUGACCAUGCCCGAGCUUACAGCGAAGGAUAAGAGCAUGCAUACAUGGACGGUGGAUACUAAAUUGAUCUCACGCUAUGCUAGGGAGAACACAAUAAUACUUAUUUGUUGUUUCCCACGUUUCAGUCGGAAACUCUGUUGUUUCCUUGUAAGUUGCUCGUUAGGAGAGGAAGCUGAGCUCACUCAAGCAAGGUCUAAAUGGUCUAUAAUUGAUAGUUUUAAUCUGAAAAGGAAUUUCUUAAUUAGUUCUAAUCUGAAAAGGGAAUUUAUCUUAUGAGAACGUGGGGAAUGAAUUUUGAUAAUAAACGUGAACGACUUCUUCUUUUUAA
This is a messenger RNA of Ananas comosus (pineapple), 1169 nucleotides long. RefSeq names its product protein-lysine N-methyltransferase n6amt2-like. The record is from RefSeq and is a predicted model, not a curated record. The transcript is spliced from 4 exons. Gene Ontology annotation, molecular function: protein-lysine N-methyltransferase activity. Lineage: Eukaryota; Viridiplantae; Streptophyta; Magnoliopsida; Poales; Bromeliaceae. Bases 120 to 845 code for a protein of 241 amino acids.